Molecule: messenger RNA, 2881 nt
Organism: Phaedon cochleariae (mustard beetle)
Lineage: Eukaryota; Metazoa; Arthropoda; Insecta; Coleoptera; Chrysomelidae
Source: the annotation of a GenBank genome assembly
AGUCGAAUUCUACUUCUUAUCUCGUUCACAUCUCAUUUUAAGCGAUUUUUUUCGGGUGACAAUCAAUUCGACUCGUGCCGUUUUAAUGUCAUAUUUGGGAUCUGCCCCUUAUAAAGCCAACCUAUCCAAAAUACUUCGUGGCGAUAACAUCACUUUCGAAGGCAGAAUACAAAAUGACUGGCGAACAAAACAGGCGAUUUUCGCUCGCCUUGCCGAUCACUUUGCCUGCUCCCAAGCAAAGGAGAAUGUCUGUGAGAAGCUUUUACUGGGUUAUGGUGAAUCCUAUGAUCGAGGAGGGUGAUCGCGGCCCAUCAGAGAUGACCGCGUCCCUCGGCUUCGGCGGCGACAGUGGCGGCGACGGCGUCAACCCGCCCCCCAACGCCACACGCCGUCCCUCCGACGUCUACACAGUCUCAGUGACGGGAUACGACAACAAGGGGUACAAGAGCGAUGGCGCCAAUGGCGACCCCAAGAAACCACCCCGAGGAGAGAUCUCCGACGAGGAGGCCUUCCAGCAGGGCAAGUUCAAGAUGUCCACCAAGGAGAAGUGGCGGAUAUUGAAGAACGUGUCCGCCAUUUCGUGUGCCUUCAUGAUCCAGUUCACUGCCUUCCAGGGCACAGCCAACUUACAAAGCAGCAUCAACGCCACCGACGGUCUAGGCACCGUUUCCCUGAGCGCCGUGUACGCUGCCCUAGUAGUCAGCUGCAUCUUCGUGCCGACCUUCCUCAUCAAGAAGCUCACCGUCAAAUGGACCUUGUGCUUCUCCCUGCUAGCCUACGCUCCCUACAUCGGGGCGCAGUUCUACCCCCGUUUCUACACCCUGGUGCCGGCGGGGAUCCUGGUGGGCAUCGGUGCUGCCCCCAUGUGGGCGUCCAAGGCCACCUAUUUGACGCAGGUGGCCGGGGUCUACGCGAAGUUGACCGAUCAGGCUGUGGACGGUAUCAUAGUGAGGUUCUUCGGGUUCUUCUUCCUCGCUUGGCAGACGGCUGAACUGUGGGGAAACCUGAUAUCUUCGCUCGUGCUAACUAACCCUCAUGGUUCCGGAGGUCACGACAACGAAACCGUGGCAGAUUACGGGGUGUGCGGUGCCAAUUUUUGCGUCAGUACCAUCAAUAGUAACGGCAACUUAGACAGGCCGGCCGAUAAGGAGAUUUACGAAAUUUCCAUCAUCUAUUUGGGAUGUAUCGUGGCUGCCGUCAUCCUCAUCGCUCUAGUCGUAGAUCCACUGUCAAGGUAUGGUGAAAAACAAGGAUCAGGCAGAAGGAACAGUCAAGUUGAACUCACGCCUAUCCAGCUUCUUUCGGCUACAGCAUAUCAGCUGAAGAAACCAUACCAGCAACUACUCAUUCCUAUCACAGUAUGGAUUGGCAUGGAGCAAGCCUUCAUCGGCGCCGACUUCACACAGGCGUACGUCUCGUGCGCCCUGGGCAUCCCGCAGGUCGGCUACGUCAUGAUCUGCUUCGGCUGCGUGAACGCCGUCUGCAGCCUGCUGUUCGGCUCGAUCAUGAAGUACAUCGGCAGGGCGCCCAUCAUGGGCCUGGGCGUGCUGGUGCACGCUGGGCUGCAGACGUGGAUGCUGCUGUGGCGGCCGCACCCCAACACGCCCUUCAAGUUCUUCGUGGCGGCGGGGUUGUGGGGCGUGGGCGAUGCCGUCUGGCAGACGCAGGUUAACGGUCUGUACGGCACGCUCUUCCGCCGCAACAAAGAAGCCGCCUUCUCCAACUACCGUCUGUGGGAGAGCGUCGGCUUCGUCAUAGCCUACGCGUACUCCACGCACCUGUGCGCGCGCAUGAAGCUCUACGUCCAGCUGUCCAUGCUGCUGGCCGGCUUCUUGCUGUACGUGGCUGUGGAGGUGCACCACCUGCACAAGAUCCGCAGGCAAAAGGAGCGCGAGAGGCGGGCGAAGGCGGCCGAGGCCAACAAAGCGGCGGCAGCGGCGCAGGCGGCGGCAACGGCGCCCGAGCCGGAGGAGACGGACGAUGAGAAGGACGAUAUCGACGACGAGAUCAUCGUCACGCAUUUAUGAGGUCGAGGUUUCCUCGAAUGAUCUCCAUGUGAAAAUAGAUGCACCAUCUUCAAGAUGGUAGGAACCAGAAUAGAUAUUAUAUGUAGAAACAUUUGUUUUUCAAAUUCAGUAGUGAAUAGAUCAGUAUUUGCCAAAUUCGUUUACUGGUAAUGCACUAUCCAUAUAGUGUACAUAUAUUUUCACAAAUAUCAUACUAUUCAUUACCUACGUGUCCGUGAUAUUUUAAAAGAAUAUUGAUCAAACUCAGUAUAAUGUAGAUAAACUUUCCACGAUGCUUGAAACAUCAAUAUUUAUGAAAGUAUUCUCAUUACCUAGAAGACAUAUUUUAGUAAUAAAUAUAUAAUGUUGUGUAGUCAGCUGUGAUUUCAAUUUUUGUAAUAGAAAUGAAUUUGCACUCUCGAAAUUUUGUUUUGUUCGUUGAACUAAUCGUGUUUUUCAAAAAGAAUUAGUUCCACGUCACCAAUCAUCACAUAGUUUAAUUUUUGAAUUAUGAAUAGAACAUCAAACAUAUCCAAUAUGUUCAUGAGUUAGCCCUCAGCUUUCUUCGAUUUUAUCAUUUAUAUGUACUUAUAUCAAGGCAAUCAGUAUCAAGAUUUUCAUAUGACCGUUCCUUCUUUCAUGAGAUAUUCAAACAUUUUAUUUUGGACAUCUUUUGGAAUACCAUGAAUUGUGUUAUACGUUAUUUAUAUUAUUUUAUUUUAUUGAUUAUUUCGAAUGAAAAGCUGUACAGUAUACAUAAAUAGAUUUAAAUGAUUGUCAGUAGGUUGUAUGAUAUAGAAAUUAAGUAUGAAGAUUGUAAAUUCACUCAGUAUUCUAUAAAUGAGUAGUAGGUACUAAUAAAAUUACUAAGAUAC